This is a messenger RNA of Triticum aestivum (bread wheat), 1504 nucleotides long. Its product is annotated as leucoanthocyanidin reductase-like. Gene Ontology annotation, molecular function: oxidoreductase activity. NCBI's taxonomy places the organism in Eukaryota, Viridiplantae, Streptophyta, Magnoliopsida, Poales, Poaceae. The record is from RefSeq and is a predicted model, not a curated record. The coding region runs from base 52 to 1104 and encodes 350 amino acids. The transcript is spliced from 5 exons.
GCCACCAUCUGGUCAUCAGCUUCUAGCAAGCUAGGCACAGCGACGGAAGCGAUGGCGCCUUGUGAGGAAGAGGAAGUGCCUCGUCCCGGCCCGGCACUCAUCGUGGGCGCCACCGGCUACAUCGGUCGCUUCGUGGCGGAGGCCUGCCUCGACAGCGGGCGCAGGACCUUCAUCCUCGUCCGCCCCGGCAACGCCUGCCCCGCGCGCGCGGCCUCCGUCGACGCGCUCCAGCGCAAAGGCGCCUUGGUCGUCGAGGGCCGCGUCGACGGGAAAGACGGCGGGAGGUCCGUGGAGACGGCGCUCCGCGCGCACGGCGUCGAGGUGGUGAUCUCGGUGAUGGGCGGCGCCAACAUCCUCGACCAGCUCGGCCUCAUCAAAGCCAUCCAAGCCGCCGGCACCGUCAAGAGGUUUCUGCCGUCGGAGUUCGGGCACGACGUGGACAGGGCGCGCCCGGUGGGGGCCGGGCUGGGGUUCUACGAGGAGAAGCGGCGCGUCCGGCGGGCGGCGGAGGCGGCCGGCGUGCCCUACACCUACAUCUGCUGCAACUCCAUCGCCGGCUGGCCCUACUUCGACAACAUGCACCCGUCCGAGGUGCGCCCGCCGCUCGACCGCUUCCAGAUCUACGGCGAUGGCACCGUCAGAGCGUUCUUCGUGGCUGGAACUGACAUUGGCAAGUUCACGGUCAAGGCCGCGUACGACGCCCGGAGCGUCAACAAGGUCGUCCACUUCCGCCCCGCCUGCAAUCUCCUCAGCACCAACGAGAUGGCCUGCCUCUGGGAGAGCAAGAUCGGCCGCACACUGCCGCGCGUCACGCUUAGCAAGGAGGACUUGCUCGCCAUGGCUGCGGAAGACAUCAUCCCGGAGAGCAUAGUCGCUUCGCUCACGCACGACAUCUUUAUAAACGGCUGCCAGACCAACUUCGGCAUCGACGGGUCGAGAGACGUUGAAGUAUCAAGCCUUUACCCUGACAUUCCAUUCAGGACAAUUGACGAAUGCUUCGACGACUACGCUCAUGGCCUCCACCUGGAAGAAGAAGCUGAAGAGAGCAAGAAAAGUAACGCGCCGAUGGUGGAAAGAUUGGCAGUUUAUCCUACGUGUGCUUAGACCAGAUCGAGAAGAGUGCAACCCGGCAACGUUUGUCUCGCUUUGUUUUUCUAGUUUGAGGCAUGUUUGGAUUAUCGUUUUCCUUAUAAAUAUACCCGUAAAAAAUAUACGCCCCCGCCUAUUCCUCAACAACCUCAGAUGGCACCAAUUCUGCUUUUUGCGUCUCACCUCGCGCCCUUUUCACUGCCUAUAAAAGACAGACUUUGUUUCCCGCAUGUUAUACACCUAGAUCGCAAAGGGCUGGCUGUGAACCCCGUGACAGGCACUCGAUGGGAGACGUUGACCUUGGAUCUGAAGUUGGUCAUCUUCAAUAAGGCUCCACAUCUCCUUCAGGCUUUUCGUGCAUCAUCUUCCCACCUUCAAUCAGUCUUCCCAUCUUCAAUCAGGUUCCAUGGCUUCA